AUGCUUUCAGAGAGACCUUCAGGAUCGCUCCCUAGCACUACAGAGUCAAACCCGAGGGAGCAUUGCAAAGCUAUCACCUUGUGUUCAGGUAAGAAUUUGACUAGUUCUUCGCCUUUAGCUGAUAAGGAUAAUACAAUCGUGCAGGUCGAGCCAGCUAAGGAAGGACCAGACCUUGAGAUGGUAGAGAAUGAGAGAAAGAAAGAAGAGCAGCAAAGACAAGGGAGCAUGCAUCAUAUCCCUGCAAGGUUGAGACAGGAUAUGGUGGACAUGCAAUACAAUUUUGUGGUAAUAGAUAUGGAGGGUGAUAGCACUGUGCCUCUUAUCCUGGGUAGGCCUUUCCUAGCUACAUCGAGGGAUGUUAUCGAUGUAAGCGAUGGAAAGCUUAAGCUUAGAGUUAAUGAUGAGACCAUUACCUUUGACCUGGCCACUUCCAUGAGACAGUCACUGGACUAUGAUAAUACUUCUGGGGUGCGGAAAGUAAAGACUUCAUUCGAGGACCCACCAGUUUUAGAACUGAAGGAGUUACCGAGCCACUUGGUUUAUGCCUUCCUGGAUGAAGAGAAGCGCUUACCAAGUAAUCAUAGCGGUACCGAUCUAACUCCUGAAGAACAAGCCAUGCUGUUGGAAGUUCUAAGGAAGUACAAGAAGGCCUUUGCUUUCAAUAUAGCCGAUAUCCCGGGCAUAAAUCCAAGUUUCUACUCUCAUAAGAUUUCAUUGGGGGACAGUCACGUCACCUCAAAGACGACUCAAUCCGAACAUGAAAGAAGUGGUAAGGAGCGACAAUGGCAGUUGAGUGAGCUAGAUGAGUGGCGCCAGCAGGCAUACGAAAACUCCUCAACUUACAAAGCAAGGACUAAGAAAUGGCAUGAUCAAAGGAUUCGUGAGCCUAAGGAAUUUCAGGUUGGGGAUCGAGUGUUGCUUUACAACUCUCGCCUUCGUCUGCUUCCCGGAAGCUGCUGCACUCGCUGGUCCGGACCAUUUCGGAUCGGACAAGUCUUUCCAUAUGGAGUGGUAGAGUUGCAUCAUCCGGAGAAGGGGAACUUCAAAGUGAACGGCCAUCGGCUAAAGCGAUAUCAUUGUAACUCGUUGGAUAGUGAGCAACGAGUUGACUGGCUUUGUAUGCACAGAAGGGUAUGGGGGCAAGGCGACUCGAGUCGGCAAAAGGCAAGCCCAGGAAAAACUCCGUUUCACCACGGUUUCUAUGGCCAUCACGGUCGCAUCACCGUGUCAUUGAUGAGCACUGGCCAGAGUCAAGACCGUGUUGAAGGAUAA
Ricinus communis (castor bean) is the source of this 1272-nucleotide messenger RNA. RefSeq lists its product as uncharacterized. The record is from RefSeq and is a predicted model, not a curated record. The transcript has 5 exons. NCBI's taxonomy places the organism in Eukaryota, Viridiplantae, Streptophyta, Magnoliopsida, Malpighiales, Euphorbiaceae. The coding region runs from base 1 to 1272 and encodes 423 amino acids.